AUGACAGAAGAUUGGUGUUCAAACCCAUCUGGCUUCGGGUAAUUCUAACUCAGAACCACUUCCUCAGCUCAGUCUGAUGGAUGGGGUUCAGCCAGCGUUUCAUAUGAUUCUAACUUUGACUUCAGCAGCGGGUCUUUUGACUCCCGCGUGAAAUCCACGAACUCAGAGUUUGGUACAAGUCUUAUGAAAGUUGACUGAAAUUCAUCCAAUCUGACCCCUUUCCGCAAAAAUUUCUACCAAGAGCAUCCUGAUGUAGCAGCCCGUUCAGACUUAGAAGUCGCCAAAAUCAGAGAAGAAUUCAGCAUGACAGUCCAAGGGCCGCAUACGCUAAAGCCAAUUAUGUCCUUUGAAGAAGCUAAUUUUCCAGAGGACAUAAAUAGGACUAUUUCUGCAAAAAGCUUUAAAAAGCCGACUAAUAUACAGUCCCAAGCGUGACCAAUUGCGCUAAGUGGGUAUGAUUUAAUAGGAAUCGCCCAAACUGGCUCAGGGAAAACCCUUGCAUUUGUGCUGCCUGGGAUUAUUCAUAUAAAUGACCAGCCGAAAUUAAAGGUAAAAAAAUAUGUAGCUUGGAGAUGGGCCAAUUGCACUUGUUUUAGCUCCUACACGUGAACUUGCUGUGCAGACUUCAGAAGAAUGCAUUUUAUUUGGAAAAUCCUGUGGGCUUAGUACUCUUUGUAUUUAUGGAGGAACUAAUAGAGCUGGCCAGCUUAGAGAAAUCCAAAAAGGUGUACAGUUUAUGAUAGCAACCCCAGGCCGGCUCAUUGAUUUUGUAGAAACAGGCGCACUUAGCCUGAAGCGGGUUACUUAUUUAGUCCUCGACGAAGCUGACAGAAUGCUUGAUAUGGGCUUUGAGCCGCAAAUUAGAAAAAUUGUCUCACAAAUCCGCCCUGACCGCCAAACCUUAAUGUUCAGUGCUACGUGGCCUAGAGAAGUCCAAGGCUUGGCCCAUGAUUUUUUAGUAGACCCAGUCCAUAUCACUAUUGGCUCUUUAGAACUUGCCGCAAACCAUAACAUCCGCCAGAUCGUUGAAUUUAUAAAUGAAGGCCAAAAGCCUGAAAGACUAUUAGCAGGGCUUCGAGAAGUCAUAAAAGAGCGGACAAAAGUCGUGGUUUUCACAGAAACUAAAAGAGGCUGCGAAAUGUUAAGCAAAAAUCUUACAGAUAGAAAAUUCCCAGCCACCGCAAUUCAUGGAGAUAAAACACAAAUCGAAAGGGAUAGGGCUAUGGCUGAUUUUAGAAUAGGGAAAUUCCCGAUAUUGGUGGCGACAGAUGUGGCGUCAAGAGGACUGGAUAUAAAAGAUAUCAAUUAUGUGAUAAAUUAUGACCUGCCCACUAAUAUUGAGGAUUAUAUACAUAGGAUAGGAAGAACGGGAAGAGCAGGGGCAAAAGGAACGGCUGUGUCAUUUUUUACAGAAAAAAAUGCAAGAUUAGCGAAAGAUUUUAUUGAAGUUUUGAAAGAGGCACAGCAGAAAAUUCCUGAAAAAUUGUAUGAGCUGGUGGGGUCAGGGUCUUAUGGGUCUGCGAAUUCUCGGUAUCGUAAUAGGUCUCCAAGGAGAUUUUAA
This is a messenger RNA of Blepharisma stoltei, 1561 nucleotides long. The record is from the annotation of a GenBank genome assembly. NCBI's taxonomy places the organism in Eukaryota, Ciliophora, Heterotrichea, Heterotrichida, Blepharismidae.